AUGACGAAAAUCAAAAAUGUCCACCUCUCGACUCAGAUCUUCAUUCAGAAGAACACAACAGUUGGGUCUUUGCAAAAUUCUGCCAAACACUGCCGCGGGUUCUACCUUCCAAUCGUCCCAAAGCAGACUCGCCUUCCACCAGAAUGCAAAGAGAUCGGCAUGGGUGAACCUGGAGAAGGCCAUGAAGUUGGACAAGAGCUAGGUGCUAGCGGCUGCUUUGGCGAGUUGGUAGAUGAAGUUGCCUAUGCACUUCAGUCUAUGAGUCUCCUCAACACUCGCUACUUCGAUGGAGACCCCCCACUAACACGGUGGUUGUGGACUAUAUCCGACGACGUCCGCAUCCAGUUCCAGCACACCUUAAUGAAGGCCGUCUCUGGGGAACAAGCCGCUGCUAGCUUUGGACCCGCUUUGGAGCCUCCAUAUGUCCUGCCAGAUGACGAGCUCAUGACUGAGUUUGAUACCCAAAUGGAGACGGCAGAUGUCAGGGACUGGUUCAAGAAUGAGGUGUGGUGA
Letharia columbiana is the source of this 513-nucleotide messenger RNA. RefSeq lists its product as uncharacterized. The transcript has 4 exons. Lineage: Eukaryota; Fungi; Ascomycota; Lecanoromycetes; Lecanorales; Parmeliaceae. The record is from RefSeq and is a predicted model, not a curated record. The coding region runs from base 1 to 513 and encodes 170 amino acids.